Messenger RNA from Colletotrichum truncatum, 894 nucleotides. RefSeq names its product short-chain dehydrogenase. The record is from RefSeq and is a predicted model, not a curated record. Gene Ontology annotation, cellular component: intracellular anatomical structure. Gene Ontology annotation, molecular function: oxidoreductase activity, acting on NAD(P)H, oxygen as acceptor. NCBI's taxonomy places the organism in Eukaryota, Fungi, Ascomycota, Sordariomycetes, Glomerellales, Glomerellaceae.
AUGUCUCCUAGCGCAACCGCAGACGUAACUUCUACCCAAACCGGCAACGGUAACGGGAACGUCGCCGCACCCCCUGCAACUUCUGACACCCCAGAGUUCCUCAACACCCAACCGGGCCCUGACCAUGACUGGAAAAUCUCGCUGAAGAACAAGGUCAUUGCCAUCACUGGCGCAAACAGGGGAAUUGGCCUCGGCAUCGCGGAAGUUUGCCUUGCCAACGAAGCCGCAACUGUGUACUCUCUUGACCUCUUCGAGCCGGGUGAGGAGUUCCAGGCCGUUCAGAAGGCAAACCCCAAGCGAAUUCAAUACAUUCACUGCGAUGUCACUUCUGAGGACAGCAUUACCUCUGCCAUUGACACCAUCAUUGCCAAAGAAGGCGCCAUCCACGGCCUUGUCGCCAACGCAGGCAUGACAAAGCACCAACCGGCACUCAACUUCGAUCGUGCUCAGCUGGAGCAGCUCUUCAACCUCAACGUUUUCGGCGCCUACUUCUGCGCUACCACAGUAGCCAAGCGGUUCAUUGAGCUUGGUAUCAAGGGUUCCAUCGUCUUCACCGCCUCCAUGACCUCUUACCGGCCCAACCGCGCCGCCCCGUCAGCCCCGUACGGUGCUACCAAGGGCGCGGUCAGGAACAUGACGCACACCCUCGCAAUGGAGUGGGCGAAGCACGGUAUCCGAGUCAACUCCAUCUCGCCAGGUUUCGUAAAGACGGCCAUGACCUACUUUGUUGACCAGGCUCCCGACUGGAACCUCAAGAUGCAGUACUAUGGGGGUAUGCCCCGGUUGGCUGACCCCAAGGAGCUUGGUGGAGCCUACGUGUACUUGCUUUCCGAUGGAGCUUCAUAUACCACUGGUAUUGAUAUUCCUGUUGCGGGUAUUGUUGGCGCUUGGUAA